Messenger RNA from Tribolium madens (black flour beetle), 1252 nucleotides. RefSeq names its product alpha-tocopherol transfer protein-like. Bases 291 to 1193 code for a protein of 300 amino acids. The transcript is spliced from 6 exons. Gene Ontology annotation, cellular component: membrane. The record is from RefSeq and is a predicted model, not a curated record. NCBI's taxonomy places the organism in Eukaryota, Metazoa, Arthropoda, Insecta, Coleoptera, Tenebrionidae. Gene Ontology annotation, molecular function: phosphatidylinositol bisphosphate binding.
UCAAGUACACAUGCACUCAAGCAUCAAUUAUCGCAAGAAACAGUCUCUGUUUACUGAAUUAACAACGAAAAAUCAACACAAGCACAAUCUUUGAACCUCAAACAUCGACAAAAUCUCGAAUUUGAUUGAAAAAAAUCGUGCUGUCGUGUCAUUUCUACCUCACACACCUCAGUGCAAAUCCACCAAGAGACAUUCAGUAUCUCAAUGUUUGGCUUCUUCAGAUAACAUCACUGACCUCAAAUUAUGGUAAAUAGUUCGAAAUUCUUUGUUAAGCGUUGUUAAAACUGAAAAUGGACGCGAUACAAGUCACCAACGACGAAGUUGUCAAAGUGAGGAAAUAUUUUAAGGUGAAAGAAGAUGAUAUUAAAAGGGAUGUUAAAAUAAUAAUCGAGUGGAUACGACAACAACAACAUUUACCCGAUAUUGACGAUGAAAAUUUCAUCGAACGGUGUUUGUUGCGAAAUAAGUUUCGAGUCGAGCAAACUAAGCAAAAACUAGAUGGGUAUUGUACGCUUAGAGGGGUGCACCUUAAUAUGUUCGAGGAUUGGAAGUCCAUAAUACCCUCAAGAGAGUUAACCACAACCUUGCCCCUCCCCAAACUAACCCCGAACCUCGAGCGCGUCAUAGUGUGGAAACUGCGUUCGUCCGACCCCAACGACUACGACAUUAUCAGCAUCGUCAAAUACAACCUUCUCUUAUUCGAAGUCUUGAUUCGCAACGACUACGCCGUCGGUGACCGCUUCGUCGCCGACUUCACCGGCCACACCGCCGCCACCAUAGCCCGCAACAACCCUUUGAUUAUUUCAAAAUUUUUAUCUCUCUAUCAGGGCGCCUAUUCAGGCCGAUUCGUCGGCUGCGAUUUCAUCAACGCUCCUCCUUUUAUCAACCUUUUACUCUCAAUACUGAAAAAAUUACUUCCGUCUAAGUUGUAUGGAAGGAUCCGCAUUCACAAGGAUUUGAAAUCAUUCCAUAAAGUGGUGCCGAAAGAAUGUCUGCCGAGAGAUUACGGAGGUGAUCUUGACACUGUAGAGAACUUAAUCGCGAAAUGGGACAAAGUGUUUGAACACAACCAACCAAUUUUUGAGAAAAAUCUAAAUAUGCUUUCAAACGAAAAUCUCAGACUCGGAACCAACAAAGACAAUUCUGAUAUGUUUGGGGUCGCCGGAACAUUCAAAAAACUCAAUCUUGACUGACGAAUUACAUUCUAUUUCUUGUUUUAAGUAAAUCAAUUAAAGCAAAACACAAGCUGAAA